GAGCACCGCCGCGGGCCGGAAAUCACCCAGCUGCCGCUUCCUCACGCGAAGGCGUGGUGCGGGGCUGGCGGUCCGGCCGGAUGGGCGGUUGAGGAGGGAACGGAGCGGCCCCGGGGACCUUCUUUAAAGCGGCUAGGCCGCAGAGGGUGCGGGGGAGGAGGCUCGCGGCGCUAUGGCUCACGUCGGCUCUCGGAAGCGCUCGAGGAGUCGCAGCCGGUCCCGGGGGCGAGGGUCGGAAAAGAAAAGGAAGAAGAGCAGUAAGGACGCCUCGAGGAGCUGCUCAGCUUCUAGAUCCCAGAGCCGCAAGGCCAGCACCACUUCCUCUGGGGCGGAGGCCUCACCUUCUCCCUGCAUCACAGAGAGAAGCAAGCACAAGGCCCGGAGGAGACCACGAUCCAGCUCCUCCUCCUCUUCUUCCAGUUCUUCUAGCUCCUCUUCCUCCUCGUCCUCCUCUUCUUCCUCCAGCGAUGGCCGGAAGAAGCGGGGGAAGCACAAGGACAAGAAGAGGAAGAAGAAGAAGAAAAGGAAGAAGAAACUGAAGAAGAAAAGCAAAGAGAAGGCCAAGGUGCAGCAGGCUGAGGCUCUGCCGGGACCUUCGCUGGACCAGUGGCACAGAUCAGCCGAGGAGGAAGAGGAUGGCCCAGUCCUGACCGAUGAGCAGAAGUCCCGCAUCCAGGCCAUGAAGCCCAUGACCAAGGAGGAGUGGGAUGCCCGGCAGAGCAUCAUCCGCAAGGUGGUGGACCCGGAGACAGGACGCACCAGGCUCAUUAAGGGAGAUGGCGAGGUGUUAGAGGAAAUUGUAACCAAGGAACGACACAGAGAGAUCAACAAGCAAGCCACCCGAGGAGAUGGUCUGGCCUUCCAGAUGCGAGCAGGGCUGCUGCCCUGAGGGCCCCGCUGGCCAAAGCCUGCGGACAGCACUGGUGGCACAGCCUGGAGGCUGGCCUCAGGGUGAGCAGCAGGGAGCCCGAUGGGCGCUGUGUGCCCUUCUCCCACAGCCCAGCCUCCUCUCAGAUGUGGGGGUCACUGGCUUAGUCAGCUUCCCUGUCUCCUGAAAGAGCGCAACUUCCCAGCUAUUAAACGUUCCCUGGUUGGAGACUU
This is a messenger RNA of Vicugna pacos (alpaca), 1101 nucleotides long. RefSeq names its product ARF like GTPase 6 interacting protein 4 (gene ARL6IP4). NCBI's taxonomy places the organism in Eukaryota, Metazoa, Chordata, Mammalia, Artiodactyla, Camelidae. The record is from RefSeq and is a predicted model, not a curated record.